CUUAAUAAAACGUUAAAAUUUUUAUAUUUCUUCAAACAGUUGAAAAUGAACGAAUUAGCUAUCUGUAGUCAGUUCACUUCACAACGUUUAUAAUGUGGAAGAUAUUGUCGUUUUUCUAGGUUAAAACGUGUUUUAUUUAGAUAAUGCCUAUAAGUGUUUAUCAUUUUUCAACAGCAAAAAGGGACUUUAAACUUCAACUUUAAAUAACCAGUUUUCAAAAUUAAGAUAUAAUCCAUACUUUUUAAGGGUACCGUCCAGAAUCGGGCUUAGCCAGCUUUGAUAACAUUCUUUUUAACAGACCAAGAAAGUUAAUUUAUAAAUGUGAAAACAAUGUGAUUGUAUAUUAUAUAUUAGCUUCUCUAGGCCAUCAUUAGCUUCAGAAAUUGACUGACCAGCAGAAUGGUUCUAGUUACUGCAGUUCCUAGACCCUGGCUUGGUCUACAGCGAAAUGAAACAUCAUCUUCUUCAGUACUUCUUUCCUCCUCUCCCUCUUCAUACAGGUCCACCUACUCCAACUCACCUACUGCAACGCAUAGGAUUAGUUCAAGAUAUGGAAAAUCUCCAAAUAAAGACUCAGGAUACAAUAAACCUGUAGAUCGAUUUUCCCAGGUGUCAGCUAACCCUAGUACCAACCCAGCUUCAACUGCUGGACGACAGCUUAGAGAUGUCUUUAACUCUUCUCAGAAAAUUCAAAGUCUGGAAUCCAGUCUAAAACCGGUUCCAGAUUUUAUUUCGUUCCCUAAAUCCGGUCAAAAUCCAGAUUCGGAGAAUGCGAGAGACUAUCAUAAACCAGUUCCAGAUCAAGAAUCCAUUUUUAAUAUGAUUCAAAAUCCGCAAAAUUCGGCAUCCGGUCUGAAACUAGUUCAAGAUCCUCAUUAUCCAGGAUUCCAUCAUAAUCCGGAUCUAGAGCAUUUACAUCCGGAAUCGGAUGAAACACUUGUUACAAAGCUUCCAUACCCGGAAAAUAAACCAAGAUUUGUCGAAAGUUCAAAAAUGAAACCACGUGUUGUAAAAACUGGUUUCUCAGAAUUGGAAACUAACCAGAGAGAGAAUUUUCGGUAAGUUUCCUGGCUUAACAGAAAAUCUGGGAACAAUUUAGGAGUUUUUUUUUGUUGGAUUAAGGGAUUGUUCAUAUUUUUUUGGAAGAUGCAGAUAAUUCCAAUCUUAUUUUUACUCCAAUCUUUUUAUUAUUGUUCAAAGCAUGUUCCCAUGAAUUAAGUAAUUUUCGUCGAUCCUUUCUGUUGAAAUAAUCAUUGUUUUUAAUGCCAGGGAAAACAGUAUUGAUACGUAAUUAAAUUACGAAAAAUGUUUUUUAAAUCCUCAAAAGAAAUUCAGAGUUUUCUAGAAAAUAUCUC
Eurytemora carolleeae is the source of this 1355-nucleotide messenger RNA. RefSeq lists its product as uncharacterized. NCBI's taxonomy places the organism in Eukaryota, Metazoa, Arthropoda, Copepoda, Calanoida, Temoridae. The coding region runs from base 400 to 1062 and encodes 220 amino acids. The transcript has 5 exons. The record is from RefSeq and is a predicted model, not a curated record.